Dendroctonus ponderosae (mountain pine beetle) is the source of this 1785-nucleotide messenger RNA. RefSeq names its product UDP-glycosyltransferase UGT4. Gene Ontology annotation, molecular function: UDP-glycosyltransferase activity. NCBI's taxonomy places the organism in Eukaryota, Metazoa, Arthropoda, Insecta, Coleoptera, Curculionidae. The coding region runs from base 119 to 1639 and encodes 506 amino acids. The record is from RefSeq and is a predicted model, not a curated record. The transcript is spliced from 6 exons.
AAAGUAGGCAGAUAUCUGCAGAUACGUGAAGUCAAGCACCACUCACCUGCGCUUAUCAGGCUUACACCAACUGUAAUUUUGCAGCUGUUUGCCAUCAUUGGGAGAUUAUUAUUUCAAGAUGAGGCAAUUAGUGUGGUGUGUGGUGAUAUUUCAAAUAUUUGUGAGUGUGAGUUUAGGUGCCAAUAUACUAGCAAUUAUCCCAACAGCGUCGUUUGCCCACCAAAUGCCGUUUCGGCCCUUGUGGAGGGAAUUGGCAAAAAGAGGUCACAACAUCACUUUGGUCACCACAGAUCCCAUGGAUGAUCUGAGCCUGAAGGGGGUGAAAGAAAUCGAUAUUGGAUACGGAUACCAGAUAAUGGAGAAGCACCAGGUUUUCGAUACAAUCAGCAACGACUCAAAGAGUUUUAUUGAAAUGGGUCGAGCGUUCGUUCGCGCUUUCAACGAAACGAACAACAAGUUCUUCCAGAGUCCGGAAGGACAGAAUUUGAUUCACAACAAGGACAAUCACUAUGAUUUGUUGAUGGUUGAAGCGCAACUUCCAGCCAUGAUGGUUUUUAGUUGGUGGUACCAAAUUCCUUUCAUCGGAUUGAGCUCCAUGGAUUGUGCGCUUCAAUACCACGACACUGCGGGCAAUUUGGUGCAUCACUUAGUGACUCCAGACCCGAACAUGCAAGUCCAGGACACAUUUUGGGACCGUUUGAAGAGCUUCCUGUACAUUUGGAUUUAUCGAGCUCUGCUCAAUUUCACCACCUUUCCCAAAGAACAGCGGAUCCUUCAGCAGUAUUUUGGGGCAAAUGUGCCAACAAUCCCGGAGAUUCAGAAUAACAUGAGCAUGCUUUUCGUCGCCACUAAUCCGAUUUUUCAACCCAUUAGAGCUCUGAUGCCCAACACCAUCACUGUGGGAAAUGGGAUGCAUAUUGGGGAAAGCAAACCUUUAGCGCCGGAAAUCCAACGUUUUCUGGAUGAGGCUGAAGAAGGCGCAAUCUAUUUCAGCUUGGGAACCAACGUGAAAAGCGGAUAUCUCAAUGCCUCAGCCAAAAGCGAACUCUUGAAGGCCUUCACCGGGUUGCCCCAUCGAGUUCUAUGGAAAACUGAUGAGCAGUUUGAUGAUUUGCCUGCGAACAUCAAAGCCCAGAAGUGGUUUAGUUCUCAGCCGGAUAUUUUGCUUCAUCCCAAUAUAAAGCUGUUUAUUACGCAAGGCGGUUUGCAAUCUAUGCAGGAGUCCUUGAAUGCCAACAAGCCAAUGAUAGGAAUUUCCUUCUUUGGCGAUCAACACUCUAAUGUGGAUCGCAUGGUUCAGCUUGGGUUCGGCCUCAAAGUACAUAGACAUAACAUUACAGAGGAAACUGUGCGGGAGGCUGUUGGGGAAGUAAUCAGCAAUUUCAAAUAUUUAGACAAAGCUAAAGAAUUUGGUGAUAUUUUCCGAGAUGCGAUUGCGCCAAAUGUGGAAACAGCUGCAUGGUGGACAGAAUACGUUUUGCGCCAUAAAGGAGCUAAACAUUUUAGAAACCCUUUACUGGACAUGCCGUUGUGGAAGGCGUACAUGCUGGACGUUUUCGGUCUGAUUUGCCUAUUUAUUUUCAUUUUUAUCCGGCUUUUAAGCCUCAUUUUGCACUCAAUUUCCCGCAAGAUUUGUUGAAUAAAUACUGAAUGUGCAAGGAUUGCAAGACAAUUGGGGAUGUUUCUUUGGCAUUUUUGGCAGCAACGACUUGAAUUUUUAUUGCGUAGAAAUAGAUUGAUAAUUGCCACUCAUUUGAAUUGCAGAUCCACACGCAUUACAAGGUA